Fundulus heteroclitus (mummichog) is the source of this 1812-nucleotide messenger RNA. Its product is annotated as ras-related protein ORAB-1. The coding region runs from base 441 to 1052 and encodes 203 amino acids. The transcript is spliced from 6 exons. The record is from RefSeq and is a predicted model, not a curated record. Gene Ontology annotation, molecular function: GTPase activity; GTP binding. Lineage: Eukaryota; Metazoa; Chordata; Actinopteri; Cyprinodontiformes; Fundulidae.
GAGGUGCAGUUUGCCUCUGCGUUGCCACGUUUCACUAAAUGAUGUCAUCUCUCCGGUCAGACCCGGGGCUGAGCUGAGCUCGACCCUCCGCUGCUGCAGUAAGAUCGGAAGCUGAACCGGGCCAGCACGCGACUCAUCUCCUCCCAGCCGCGGCUUCCUUCAGCCGAACCACCCCGCCAAACAACCACCGACACGUCUGCGCGACACACCUCGAACCAGAUCAGGCAUUUGGCUCUGUCUACCCUCCUCCUCCUCCCCGAACAGCUGGCUGAUGUUAGCCGUUUCCUGGUUCAAGCUGCGGCCAUUUUGGAUUUUUCUCUGAGAAAACAGGCAGCCGGAUCGCGCUUCGGGGAGCGGUACAAAGCUGGUCGUCGCCCCCGUUUUUUCUCCCCAAGUAGACAGCGCUGGUUGUGUGCGGACGGCGACGCUACGAGUCGACCAUGAAUCCUGAAUAUGACUAUUUAUUCAAACUGCUCCUGAUCGGUGACUCUGGUGUUGGGAAGUCUUGCCUCCUCCUCCGAUUUGCGGAUGACACAUACACAGAAAGCUACAUUAGCACUAUCGGUGUGGACUUCAAAAUCCGAACCAUAGAACUAGAUGGGAAGACCAUCAAACUUCAGAUCUGGGACACGGCGGGACAGGAGCGGUUUCGCACCAUCACAUCCAGCUACUACAGAGGCGCUCAUGGCAUCAUUGUGGUCUACGACGUCACAGACCAGGAGUCCUUCAACAAUGUCAAGCAGUGGCUACAGGAGAUUGACCGCUACGCCAGUGAAAAUGUCAACAAGUUGCUGGUUGGGAACAAGUGCGACCUGACAACGAAGAAGGUGGUGGAUUACACAACAGCCAAGGAGUUUGCAGACUCUCUGGUAAUCCCCUUCUUGGAAACCAGCGCCAAAAACGCCACCAACGUGGAGCAGGCCUUUAUGACCAUGGCCGCUGAGAUCAAGAAGAGGAUGGGCCCUGGAGCCACGGCCGGAGGGGGCGAUAAGCCCAACUUGAACCUGGGUCCAGGAACUACUGUUAAGCCUUCUUCAGGAGGCUGCUGCUGAGACACGAACCACCAGUCCCUGUCUCCACCCUCCCCCCUUAACUCUGCAGGGCCCCUCCAAACCCCACUGUGUCCCCCAAAAGCCCCACUACAGCAGACAGGACAGGGAAGACUUGAUUUGUGUGUGUGAGAGAGAACAAGAAGUUUAUACUGUACAUACUGCAGCCACUCUACCAAAAACACCAGAAGAAUCUGUCUCGUCUGACCAUCCUGUUGCUGCUAGGCGAUGAUUCGACCGACGCCCGUCUCGGACCCGUCAGAGACUCUCUCACUCGGCCCUGUGGAUCCAGCUUCAUGAGAACACUGUGUGCAUGUGUCUGAGUGUGUGUGCGUGAGCGUGGGUGUGUGGUUGUUUGUGCAUUCCUGCAGCAGGGUUGCUAAACCAAUCGCUUUCAUUAAGGUUUCUCUUCGUUCUUUUUUCUGUGAUCCUUUGCUGUCGUUUCUUUCUCUUUUUUUUUUUCUUUUCUUUUUUUUUUCAGCAUGUCUCUGUCUGUCUCCGUCUGAAGGUGGUUUUUACUUUUUCACAUCAACCUCUGCAGCAGCGUCAUCUCAGAUCUUCUAAAGUCCAGUGCAACAACAGUAUAUGUACAUAAGCAUUAUGUAUAUAUAUGUAUAAUUGAGUCGGCCGGUUCUCUUGUGUUCCAUGCAUUGCUGAACCGGUCUUUAUCUCUGCAUUCAAUUUGUGGCUGAAGACAACUGUACGUUUCUUGCUCAACAUGUAACACUUAAACAGAAAAUAAAUAUUGUACUACCAUACUGUA